CCUGAAGUGCCGUGAUUGAUUAUUGGAGUGGCAGGUGGAGCUGUGUGUUGCUGUCGCCGACGUUGUCAUUUCUCAAAAUACCCAGCACCCCAAGCAAGCAGUCGGCACCAUGGCCACAGAUGCAGCGUUUCUCGAAGAGGUAUCAGCGUUCCUGGAUAAAAGCGGCAUCCACGUGCCAUUGGAGCCUGUUCAAGAGGACAGAACGUGUGCUAGCGCAGCAAUUUACCUCAACUGGGUAUCCGUCAGCAGCGGAAUUGAGUCGAUCUCAAGUCCCAAGAAGCGCAAAACGGAUACCUCUCGAGCGAUCAAGCGCAAACUACAGCGAGAGAAAGAAGUUCUUCGCAAGCAGAGAUACCAGGAGCGUCUCAAGAGCGAACGGGAAUCUCUUAGGCUGAUGGUGAGCGAGUUGUCCACGCAAUUGGAAAAGCUCAAAUGGAGACGACGGAGCGACAAAGGUAACAAUGGUGAUGUCCAAAACCUACCAUGGAGAAAGCUUGCCAAUUAUGAACACCAACAACGACAAUUGGCUGAAAUGGAACAGAAGAAGCUGAUAACUGCUGUCGGUAUACAAGCCUCGUAUAUUAACACACUGCAGCGAGCUCUACCCGGCGAUUCAUCAAUACCGACUGACUUCAGUUGGCCAACUCUGACAUGAAAUAAAUGCACGUCCCUUCUUGUCUACUACA
Messenger RNA from Phytophthora nicotianae INRA-310, 686 nucleotides. RefSeq lists its product as hypothetical. The transcript has a single exon. Lineage: Eukaryota; Oomycota; Peronosporomycetes; Peronosporales; Peronosporaceae. Bases 110 to 655 code for a protein of 181 amino acids. The record is from RefSeq and is a predicted model, not a curated record.